GUAGACAGGGACAAUAAUAUGUACAAUAGGAAGUUAGAGCUAACAAUUAUAAACUUUAUAAAAUGUAAGGGCUGUUCUUUAAUUAUUUGCCCAAACUUUAUAUUAAGCUUUAGAUCCUUUCGGCGGAGAGGUGAAGGAUGAGUAAUCAGAGAAAGAGACCCAACGGAGAAAGAGAAGAAGACGACGAGGAGGACGAUGCGGAAGGUAUCGGCCAGUGGGAGAGAGCUUACGUUGACGACAGAUCCUGGGAGGCCUUGCAAGAGGACGAGUCUGGGCUUCUACGGCCGAUUGACACCAGUGCCAUUUACCAUGCUCAGUAUCGCCGCCGCCUCCGCAUGCUCUCCGCCGCCGCAGCUGGUACUCGCAUCCAGAAGGGGCUUAUUCGCUAUUUAUACAUCGUCAUUGACUUCUCUCGGGCAGCUGCGGAAACAGAUUUCAGACCAAGCCGUAUGGCCAUAAUGGCGAAACAUGUUGAAGCAUUCAUUAGAGAGUUCUUUGACCAGAAUCCUCUCAGUCAAAUCGGUCUGGUCUCUAUAAAAAACGGAAUCGCGCAUACCCUAACAGAUCUUGGUGGAAGCCCUGAGUCGCACAUACAAGCGUUGAUGGGAAAGCUGGAAGCCGCGGGCGACUCCUCUUUGCAGAACGCCCUGGAGCUUGUGCAUGAGCAUCUCAACCAGAUCCCAUCUUAUGGUCAUCGCGAGGUUCUGAUACUGUAUUCAGCUCUAAGCACCUCUGAUCCGGGAGAUAUCAUGGAGACCAUUCAGAAAUGCAAGAAAUCAAGAUUAAGAUGUUCUGUUAUUGGACUCUCUGCAGAGAUGUUUAUAUGCAAACACCUAUGCCAAGAAACUGGUGGAUUGUAUUCCGUUGCAGUAGAUGAGGUGCAUCUAAAGGAUCUUCUGCUCGAACAUGCGCCUCCACCUCCGGCAAUAGCAGAAUUUGCAAUAUCUAAUCUGAUCAAGAUGGGUUUCCCACAAAGAGCUGCUGAGGGUUCAAUGGCGAUCUGUUCGUGUCAUAAGGAAGUUAAGAUCGGAGCUGGUUACACGUGCCCGAGAUGCAAAGCUCGUGUAUGUGAGCUACCUACGGAAUGCACCAUAUGUGGUCUGACGCUUGUUUCGUCACCGCAUCUUGCUAGAUCAUACCAUCAUCUCUUCCCAAUUGCUCCGUUUGAUGAGGUUCCUACUCUUACAAGUGCGAAUGAUCCCCGGAGGAAACUGGGAAAGAGUUGUUUUGGUUGUCAACAGAGCUUACUUGGUGCAGGGAACAAACCGGGACCAUGCGUAACAUGUCGUAAAUGCAAGCACUAUUUCUGUCUGGACUGCGACAUAUACAUCCACGAGAGCUUACACAACUGUCCUGGCUGCGAGAGCAUUCACCGUCCUAAAUCUGUUUCCUUGAUGGAAGAAUGAGAGAAUCUGUUCACACACACAAUUUUUCCAAACAAUAAUUCUGUUUGUUAUUCUCGACAGGUAUUUUAUUAUACAGUUAAUGGUUGAUCUGUGAGGAAUGAUGUUAGAGCAUAGCAUACUAAUAAAUUAACUUAAGAAAGAGUUUGCUGGACAAAGUAACAAAGGAUACAUAAAGGAAGACUUUCAAACACGUGCAACUGAAUACAGAGAAGAAACUAUGAGAAGCAGACAAAAGUCAAAAAUGAUUUGUCUUGGUCAAAUUAAAUAUGUGGGGGCCAAUCUACAUAGUAGUUUAGGACUUUUACCGUUUACAAGUCAAGUCAAGCAAUGCGACUUAAUCUCAGUCCUAUCAUCGUUAUAUAUAUAUUGUAUAAGAUUUGUAAGGCAAAACCACAUUAUCAUACAUACCAAUUUUCACUUGUUGGAAAAAUCCAAUUACUCUCUUUCCGAAGAUGAAACUGCAUUUGGCCGUAUUCUCCAUUACUUGUUGCAUCUAUGUGACCAGCUCCCCGGUUCCUCCUCGUCCGGACCAAGUUGAGCUUCUUUUAGCUUUCAAGAACGAGUUUCCAUCCCGCAGCUGCGACCCUAUCUGGAACACGCUGGAUGUUGUAAACCAUAGUCCAAAUAUAAGCUCUUGGACCAAAGAAGGUGUUUCCUUCGAUGGAGUUGUGUUUGAUAACGCCACAGGUGCGGUCACAGAGCUAAACCUUGGUGGUGCAUGUAUCAGUGGCACCAUCCAGGCUAAUAGUAGCCUCUUCCGGUUCCAACACCUCAGGUACCUCCGUCUCUUUAUCAACCACUUUGACUCGUCCCCACUCCCCUCCGGAUUUGGCAGACUCACCAGCUUGGAAUAUUUAGAUCUUAGCCAAAAUGGUUUUACCGGAGAAGUUCCAUCAUCAAUCAGUAACCUAAGCCGCUUAACCUUCUUGGACCUUUCACGUAACAAGCUCACCGGUCGGUUUCCCCAUGUACAUAAUCUAACACUUCUUUCUUCUAUAGACCUUUCUUAUAACCACUUCUCUGGAACCAUUCCUUCUAAUCUAUUCACCACCAUGCUUUCCCUAGAUUAUCUUGAUUUGCGCCAAAACCAUCUUAAAGACCCUCUUGAAACCAUGACUUCUUCUCCAAGUUCCAAGCUUGUGCAUCUAGACAUGGCCAAGAAUCUUUUUAGUUCUCGAAUCCUAGAACCUAUCUCAAAGCUACCAAACCUCACACACCUAGACCUAUCUUUUCAAAACACAACAACCUACACCAUCAACUUCGAUUUCUUGUCCUUCAAGUCUCUAGAGUAUUUGGAUCUUUCCGGAAAUAGUGUGUCAGUGCUUAAUACCUCUUCCAAAAACUUGUCGUUUCUAAUCUUGUCCAGCUGCAACCUCACUGAGUUCCCAACGUUUAUAAAGACCUCAAGGAACUUGGAGGUAUUAGACGUUUCCAAGAAUAGGCUCAAAGGAAAAGUUCCUGAAUGGUUAUGGAAACUUCCUUCUUUGAGCCAUGCAAAUCUCUCUCACAACUCCUUCAGUGGUUCGCCAAAAGUGCUCCUUAACUCGUCUCUCUCCGAGUUGGAUUUGAGUUCAAACACCUUCCACGGCUCCUUUCCUAUUAUCCCACACACCAUCAAGGUCAUGGCUGCAUCAAAUAACAAUUUCUCCGGAGGCAUACCUCUCACACUCUGCCAAGCAUCUCAGCUGAGACUCCUCGAUCUAUCACACAACAGUUUCAGUGGGUCAAUCCACCGAUGCUUGACAAAUGUAUCUGUGUUGAAACUCCGUAACAACGACCUCACUGGGAGACUUCCUGACAUAGAUAGCCGUAUACUAGUAAUACUUGACGUUGGCCACAAUCAAAUAAGUGGGAAGCUUCCGAGGUCUUUGUAAACUGCACAAGCCUAAAGUUUCUAAAUGUGGAAAGGAACCGCAUCAGUGACACUUUCCCUUUCUGGCUGAAUGCUUUGGCGCAACUGGAAGUCAUUGUUCUGAGAUCAAACAGAUUCCAUGGUCCCAUAUCUUCACCGGGAAUCUCUCUUUCGUUUACAGCACUGAGUAUAAUGGACAUAUCACUUAACAACUUCAACGGGAGUCUACCACCAGAUUACUUUGCGAAUUUGAGUGAACCUUUGGUUAAUUCUCCUCCAGUUAAGCAUUGGCCUGAGUAUAGAGGAGACUGGCACUACUAUAAAUAUCCGACCGAGCCGUGGUAUUAUCCUUCCAUCUAUUUGAGAAGCAAAGGACGAAACAUGGAGUUGGAAAAGAUCCCUGACAGAUGCGCAGUGAUUGAAUUCUCAGGGAAUAGUUUUGGAGGAGAGAUUCCAGAAUCCAUUGGUUUCUUGAAAUCUUUGAUUGUGUUGGACUUAUCUAACAACGGUUUCACAGGUCGUAUUCCAUCGUCUUUGGCCAAACUCACACAACUCGAGUCAUUGGAUCUAUCUCGAAACCAACUUUCCGGAAGAAUUCCUCAAGAGAUAAGAGUUCUCACGUUCUUGUCGUACACUAACAUGUCACAUAACAGACUCACUGGGCAAAUACCACAGGGUACGCAGAUUGGAGGGCAGCCUAAAUCCUCCUUUGAAGGGAAUAUCGAUCUUUGUGGUCUUCCGCU
Molecule: messenger RNA, 4001 nt
Organism: Brassica rapa (field mustard)
Lineage: Eukaryota; Viridiplantae; Streptophyta; Magnoliopsida; Brassicales; Brassicaceae
Product: general transcription factor IIH subunit 2
Biological process (GO): regulation of transcription by RNA polymerase II; nucleotide-excision repair; DNA-templated transcription
Cellular component (GO): transcription factor TFIIH holo complex; transcription factor TFIIH core complex
Molecular function (GO): zinc ion binding
Source: RefSeq, a predicted model, not a curated record